Messenger RNA from Camarhynchus parvulus, 8291 nucleotides. RefSeq names its product catenin delta 2 (gene CTNND2). NCBI's taxonomy places the organism in Eukaryota, Metazoa, Chordata, Aves, Passeriformes, Thraupidae. The transcript has 22 exons. Gene Ontology annotation, biological process: cell-cell junction assembly; cell-cell adhesion; dendritic spine morphogenesis. Bases 2453 to 6208 code for a protein of 1251 amino acids. Gene Ontology annotation, cellular component: nucleus; plasma membrane; adherens junction. The record is from RefSeq and is a predicted model, not a curated record. Gene Ontology annotation, molecular function: cadherin binding.
CUAUAUUUAAUGGCUGAAAGAAGAGAUGCUUUUCUUUCCUGUACCCUUACCUUACUCUUAUUCUGGUGUGUAAUGUGCUUGCAUCGAUCGGUCAAAUCGUAGCUUCAGCUGAAUCAAGUCACCACAGAGGAAGGAGGUGCAGCGGCACAGGCAGUACAUGUAAUACACAAAUUCAUCUGGCCAGGGAUCUUGGAGAAAAAUGAAAAAACCCGUUAGAGGAAUAAUUUUAGAAACCAUGUUAAAUUUCCUCUGGAGGGACUGGAAGGACGAAUACACGGUAGAGUGUAAUACAGCAUCUUGUGCUGUUACAUUUUCUUAUACUUUGUUAGGGUGUGCUUUGUUUGGAUUCAGGGUGUCACAGUUAACCCUGUGCUUUACAGAAAAGAAAAAUCCAAAACUUAGAAGAAAUAUUUAGAUAUUUAUUGGCUUCUUUGUUGAACACCCAGCUCCUAACUUUAGUGGCUGUAGUAACUGAUAACUGUGCCCCUUAAAGCAUGCAUGCCUUUUUAUUGGAAAUAACAAGGUAAAGUAAAAACUUCACAUUGCAGGUUUAUUUUGGAAGCCUUUAUAGGUAGCCUAUAUGUAAAGUGAAAACAGUGAGUCAGCCUGAACUGUGCUUUGUAGCAAACCUUUCCAUAGGGUACGUCAAGACUUACGUACCUCAAGACAGAGGGAGGACAACCCAGAAUUAUAUGGAGUUUAUGUAAGUCUGUUGUGUCUCUUGCAAAAUCAAGAGAAGAAAAAAAAUCUUUAAUCAUUCUGUACUUCAGGAUAUAUUCAUCCUGUCUUAAAAAAUAAACUGAUUAUGUAACUCAUGUAGGCUGGGUUUAUCUUUUUCAGACAGCCUAGUUAGCUGGCAGUGUAUAAAUGAUAUGGCACGAAGGGGUUAAGGGCAGAUCUUUCUUUCCAGAGAAAGCUGCUGUAUAUCCUACUUGUGGGCCUCUGAGACUCAAGUGGCUUUCGGGCUUUUGUUGCCUUUACCCAGGUUAUCUGGGGAGGAGCCCCAACAUUAAACCCAGACCACCUGGAAUGGCUGUGAUAUUUAAGCAAAACAUUAUACGAUGAUCAAAUACCCUUGUAAGACGAAUUUCUGAGCUGAGUUGGUGAAGCUGUCUCCUUUCAGGCUGUGAAUGACAUGAUUCUUUGGGAGCCUUGACUGACUAUCAGCUGCAAAACUGCAGAGAACUUGCAAUCUCGAUCAUCGUCAUUAGUAAGAAGUUGAUUAAUAGCUCGGGACUGGGUUGAAUGUGAUUAUGUUGAAUGUUGUAGUUCCAAAAGAGGAGAUCACAUCUUGAUCACGUUGUUCAGAGAUGGUUUUUGCAGUCUGUUAUGUAAGAGAGGCUUGGGAAAAAAAGAAGAGUAGCGGGCUGUGCUAUGGAUACCUGCCGAGGGAAAUACCCCCAAAGCUGCUAGUAGGAAGCUAAGUAUUUAUUUCCAAAUGCCAGUUGCGUGACUUUUUGUGGAUUAUAAGAAAGAUGCUUUUGGGAGAGGACUCCAGCAACAAUUCUCGAGUUCUGUUUGUCAGGUGCCUUAAUAGAUGUUAAAGGCAAUAAAUAGCUCAUCAGUGACACAAGCCUCUGACUUUUGCUGUGGGUUUUUUUAAUAGUGAUACCAAGAUAAUUUGAUCCUCACAUAAUGAACUCUAACAGUCAGUUUCACAAAACAGAAAUAGUAGCAACUAAAAAAAUGUUUUGCAUAAUUCUGAUUUGUAUAAUUUACCUUUGCUGAUAGACGGUAGCAAUUUAAUGACUAUGGUUUGGUGCUGAGUAUUUGUUGCUCAAGACACGUGUAAGAUCAACUUAUGCUAUGAAAGAAGUGCUGGAGUAGUUUAUUUUAAGUGUUUUAAGAAAAGCCUUUUUAGGUAGAGGUGUAGAUUGGCAUGUAAAUGGAGCAGAUAACAGAAUCAGCGGAACUCAUGAGUGUUAAAUUUUGCACUAAAUUUCGGGUACAUUUUCUAUUUCAUGGUUCAGUGUGAUAUGAUUUUUAGAGCUGAUCACUUGUGGAAAUUCCAGCAUAUCUUUGUUAGGAUUUCAAGCAUAUGUUUCUACCCGAGAAGCAACUGUUUUCAGGAGUAUCAGCAAGAUAAGGAAAAUGCAUUAUUACAGUACUCUUCACUUAAAUAAGGACCUGUGGUUUUGAUGCUCAUUGAUUGUGCUUGUAAGUCAAAAAGAGUUUGAUAUUUGAAGUUACAGCUGAGGUUUGACAAAAAUGAAAGUGAUUGUUUUUUCUCUUUGAAGCUCACAGUAAGAUCCUAUUAGAGGAUGAAUUUUGAUGCUUAUUUACCUGCACAAUAUUAAGUUUAGUAGUAGAAUUAUUAAUAACAUACAGGUAAACAAAAUACCUUAAUAGAGGCAGCAGUUUUAAAUAUGGAAAAAUUAAUUUCUUAAGUGACAGAAUGACUCUCAAAUUGGACUAAACCACAUUUACUCUUAAAGAAGAGAUUGCUUGUGUCAUGACAGAAGAUAUUAUACCAGGAAAAAACAUUGUAAUUUUGGCCUUUUUUAACAGGGGUAUGUUGGGAAAAGUAUUUUCCUCUCAUAUGAAUAGGAAGUCUCUGUGCAGGACAGAAACUAUGCCUGUUCCAGACCAGCCCUCGUCUUCUGACAAGACAAGUUCCCUUAGUCCUGUGUUGAACACAUCCAAUGGAGAUGGCUCCGAAACUGAGACAACCUCUGCCAUUCUAGCUUCAGUCAAAGAACAGGAACUGCAGUUUGAGAGACUGACUCGAGAACUUGAGGCUGAACGUCAGAUUGUGGCGAGCCAGCUGGAGAGAUGUAAGCUUGGAUCAGAAACUGGAAGCAUGAGCAGCAUUAGUUCAACAGAAGAGCAGUUUCACUGGCAAACACAAGAUGGUCAGAAAGAUAUAGAAGAUGAACUCACCACUGGUCUGGAGCUGGUGGACUCCUGUAUUAGAUCGCUGCAGGAAUCAGGGAUACUUGAUCCACAGGAUUAUUCAGCCAGUGAAAGGCCCAGCCUCCUCUCCCAGAGUGCACUCCAGCUCAAUUCCAAACCUGAAGGAUCCUUCCAGUACUCAGCCAGCUACCACAGCAACCAGACCCUCGCCCUGGGCGAAACAGCUUCUGCCCAGCUCCCGUCCCGCAGCAGUCAGGCCAGAGGUUCCAUCCAGAGCUACAGCCAGGUAUCAGGGCCCGGGGGCCGCGGCGCCCACCCGGGCGGCCCGGAGCCGCCGCCGCCGCCCGCCGCCCCGCAGCCGCGGGAGCCCUUCGCGCCCAGCCACGGCAGCGCCUUCCACCUGCCCGAGCCCCAGCACGCCGCCGCGCUCUACUACGCCAGCUCCACGCUGCCGGCGCAGCGGGUGAGCUCCCCGCUGCCCGCCCAGCCCGGCGGCUCCCCCACCAAGCUGCCGCGGGCCGGCUCCGCCGCCGAGGGCGCCGCCUACGCCACCGCGCAGCGCCUCUCCUCCCCGAAGCAGUCCCCCAGCCGCCUGGCCAAGUCCUACAGCACCAGCUCGCCCAUCAACAUCGUCGUCUCCUCGGCGGGACUGUCGCCGUCCCCCAUCCGAGUGACCUCCCCGCCCACCGUCCAGUCUAACAUUUCCUCCUCUCCUAUCCACCAGUUAAGCUCCACCAUCGGCACUUACGCCACCCUGUCGCCUACCAAGCGGCUUGUUCACGCUGCCGAUCAGUACAGCAAGCACUCCCAGGAGCUGUACGCCACCGCCACCCUGCAGAGACCCGGCUCCCUCGCAGCUGGGUCUCGGGCAUCUUACAGCAGCCAGCACAGCCACCUUGGCUCCGAGUUGAGGGCACUGCAGUCUCCAGAGCACCACAUAGAUCCUAUUUACGAAGACAGAGUUUAUCAGAAGCCCCCUAUGAGGAGUCUCAGCCAGAGUCAGGGGGACCCUCUGCAACCAGCACACACAGGCACAUAUCGCACUAGUACAGCCCCAUCUUCCCCUGGUGUCGACUCCGUACCCUUACAGCGCACAGGCAGCCAGCACGGCACACAGAACGCAACCGCGACCUUCCAGAGGGCCAGCUAUGCGGCCGGCCCAGCCUCCAAUUACGCAGACCCCUACCGACAGCUGCAGUAUUGUCCUUCUGUUGAAUCACCAUACAGCAAAUCUGGGCCAGCCAUCCCACCUGAAGGGACCUUGGCUAGGUCACCUUCCAUUGAUAGCAUUCAGAAAGACCCCAGAGAGUUUGGAUGGCGGGAUCCAGAGCUUCCAGAAGUUAUACAGAUGUUACAGCAUCAGUUUCCCUCAGUACAGUCGAAUGCUGCAGCCUACUUACAACACCUCUGUUUUGGAGACAAUAAAAUAAAAGCAGAGAUAAGAAGACAAGGUGGAAUACAAUUACUGGUGGACCUAUUGGACCAUCGGAUGACAGAAGUCCACCGUAGUGCCUGUGGAGCUUUGAGAAACUUGGUGUAUGGGAAAGCAAAUGAUGACAACAAAAUAGCUCUGAAAAACUGUGGUGGUAUCCCAGCAUUAGUACGGUUACUCCGCAAGACUACAGAUUUGGAAAUCAGAGAACUGGUCACAGGAGUUCUCUGGAAUCUAUCCUCCUGUGAUGCACUGAAAAUGCCAAUCAUCCAGGAUGCCCUUGCAGUGUUGACCAAUGCAGUGAUCAUCCCUCACUCUGGAUGGGAAAACUCUCCACUCCAGGAUGAUCAUAAAAUACAGCUCCAUUCGUCACAGGUGCUGCGCAAUGCCACUGGGUGCCUACGGAAUGUCAGCUCUGCUGGAGAGGAGGCCCGCAGAAGAAUGAGGGAGUGUGAUGGCCUGACAGAUGCAUUGCUGUACGUGAUCCAGUCUGCUCUGGGGAGCAGUGAAAUUGAUAGUAAGACCGUUGAAAACUGUGUGUGCAUUUUGAGGAACCUCUCAUACAGGCUAGCUGCAGAAACAUCUCAGGGACAGCAGAUGGGAACAGAUGAACUUGAUGGAUUACUCUGUGGUGAUGCCAAUGGAAAAGAUGCAGAGAGUUCAGGGUGCUGGGGGAAGAAGAAGAAGAAAAAGAAAUCACAAGAUCAGUGGGAUGGCGUAGGACCUCUCCCAGACUGUGCAGAACCACCCAAAGGAAUCCAGAUGCUGUGGCACCCUUCAAUAGUCAAACCCUACCUCACACUUCUUUCUGAGUGCUCAAAUCCAGACACGCUGGAGGGGGCAGCGGGGGCACUGCAGAACUUGGCUGCUGGGAGUUGGAAGUGGUCAGUGUACAUCCGCGCUGCCGUCCGCAAGGAGAAAGGAUUGCCCAUCCUGGUGGAGCUGCUCCGGAUAGACAAUGACCGGGUGGUGUGUGCAGUUGCUACAGCUUUACGAAACAUGGCCUUAGAUGUCAGAAAUAAAGAGUUAAUAGGCAAGUAUGCCAUGAGGGAUCUGGUCCACCGACUGCCAGGCGCUAACAACAGCAACAGCUCAGCGAGCAAGGCCAUGUCUGAUGACACCGUGACUGCCAUUUGCUGCACUCUGCACGAAGUCAUCACUAAAAACAUGGAGAAUGCCAAGGCCUUACGGGACGCGGGCGGCAUUGAGAAACUGGUUGGCAUAUCUAAGAGUAAAGGAGACAAGCAUUCGCCUAAAGUGGUGAAAGCAGCAUCUCAGGUCCUCAAUAGUAUGUGGCAGUACAGAGACCUGAGAAGUCUCUACAAGAAGGAUGGAUGGUCACAGUAUCACUUUGUAGCCUCAUCUUCAACAAUAGAAAGGGAUCGGCAAAGACCGUACUCCUCAUCACGCACGCCCUCCAUCUCUCCCGUGCGCAUGUCUCCCAACAACCGCUCAGCAAGUGCCCCAGCCUCACCUCGGGAAAUGAUCAGCCUAAAAGAAAGAAAAACAGACUAUGAAUCAACUGGAACUAACGCCACUUACCAUGGAAGCAAGGGAGAACACACUUCUAGGAAAGACACCAUGACAGCUCAGAACACUGGAAUCUCAACUUUGUACAGGAAUUCGUAUGGUGCGCCUGCUGAAGAUAUCAAACAUAACCAGGUUUCAACACAGCCAGUUCCACAGGAGCCCAGCAGAAAAGAUUAUGAACCAUAUCAGUCAUUUCAGAAUUCAACAAGAAACUAUGACGAGUCCUUCUUUGAGGACCAAGUGCAUCAUCGUCCACCUGCAAGCGAAUACAACAUGCACCUGGGACUAAAGUCAACUGGCAACUACGUCGACUUCUACUCAGCUGCUCGUCCCUAUAGUGAACUUAACUAUGAAACAAGCCACUAUCCAGCCUCUCCCGACUCCUGGGUUUGAGACUUGGGCAGAUACAAAAGCUCCAGGAACUGUGCAUGUGCAUGCAUACCACGAGACAUUUUUUUUCCUGCAAAUUUAGUUUGUUAAAGCCUGUUCCAUAGGAAGGCACAGAUAACCAGUAUGGAGAAAAUUAAGAGAUUUUUUUAGAAGGGUAAAAGAUAUGAAAGCUAAACCUGGGAGUAAUUAGAAAGAAAUAUAUAUAUACAUAUAUAUAUUUUACAGUGUGGGGCAACUUUACUGUUGGCCUGUAGAGUCUAAAGUUGAGUGCUGUAUAUUGAACGUGGCUGAAGGAAGGAGGAAGAACAUGACAGUGGAUCUGGGUCAAGAGUUAAGCACAAGUUACUGAGCAGCAUACAUACUUUAUGGGGAACAGCUUCUCACACCUUGUUUAAUAUCCUCAUUCAUUGUGAAUCUAGGCUUCAAGUUGCAUUUGGGGUUUCCUCUGUACAGCAAGAUGUUUCUUGCCUUUUGUUAAUGCAUUGUUGUAAAGUAUUUGAUGUACAUUACAGAUAAAAAAAAAGGUGCAUUGUGUAUAUUACACCAAUGCCACAGUGUUUCUUCAUCUAUGGUUCUAAAUAUUGCUUCAAUUUCAAAUUUUGAAAGAUGUAUGAAUUUCCAGUUUUUUGUUUUCUUUUCCCCAGUGCGUUUUAACAAAAAAAAAUCAAAAAAAAAUCAAAAAAACAAAAAGGAAUAUUUAGCAGUAUUGUUUGUUCUGAUAUGUGACUUUGUUUGUGGCAACUCAAAAAAAAGGCAUUCAGCAGUUUCUGACAAUUAACAUUCAUCAUUCCACACUCCUUGUCAACAAAGUGCUUUUUCACUGCCUAAAAUUUUAGAUGUAGAUAUUUGAAAUAGAUUUUUUUCAUUUAUACCAGUUUUCUUUAUGAUGAUACAGUGUUAAAAGAAAAUAAAUUACAAUUGAUCUGUCAUCCAUAUUUGCUAAGAAUGUCUAUUUCCAAGAACCUACCAUACAAAUACACAUUCUUACUCGUGUGUGUCCACGUAUGCAUAGUAUUCUGUGUGCGUGUGUUUGAGCGUGUGUGUUUGUGUGGUGUAAUUCUUAUUUUCAUCCAAUGUUCUCCUUGUUGAGCUUCAGUUUUUGUUUGAUUUUCAGUUCUUUUAAACAGUGGAAACUCCAGUAUGUGCUUUCUCUGACUCACUUCCGUAACCAUUGAUAGCAAUUCAACAUUGCUAGGCCACAUGCUCACAAAAGAAGGGGUAGCUGAUUUUUUAUCACCAACUCCAUCACCCUUAGGUGCCAUUUCCUUUAAAAUAACAUCUUUUGAUCUCCUCUUGAGGAAAUUUCAUUACUCUCCAGCCACCAACCAGUAAGUGCUCAAGGAAGGCAGAGUUUGAUCUUGCCAUCUCCCUGAGGGAAUGCAAAACUAAGACCCAUCAGACUUUAAUCUGGACUCUCCAGACUCUUUAGAAGGGUCCAUUUCUUGAACCAUUAGGACAAUCAUUUAUUUUAACCCAUACCAAAAAUAAAAGCCAACACCCAGAACACAUUCCUCAAAUAUGAUGAUAAAGACCAUUUCUGUGCAUUUAAAGUGAAAUUCUAAAAAAUGUAAGGGACAGAGGAUUUUUUUUUAAUUUUAAAAGUAAACAACAGCUACAUAGGCUAGGAAGCCAGAAGAGCUGGCAUAUUCAUCUUAGCUCUUGUAAUGCUGGAAGGAAAAAAAAAGAAGCAUUUCUUCAUUUCCAUGAUUCAGGCAACAAACAGUUCAGCAUACAGUUUUCAGAGCAUAAGACCCACCACUAAUGGAGUAGUUGUAAAUUGCUUAAAUUGCCAAUAAGGAAUUUGUUUUAGGUUGCGAGCAUUUCUGUGGUUAGUCACUGUAAUAGUUUUAACAUCACCUGGCACACUUCUGGCUCUGCCCAGGGGGAGGAGUCUCUCACAAGUCAUCACCUGCUCUAUAGGACGCAGCCCAAGUAGUUCAUGCAGGCAGGUAUUGUGAUGUAGAAUUGGUUUAUUGGUAAUCUAGGUCUAUAGUUUAAUCUUUUGGGCAGCUUUUCCCAGUGUACGAUAUGUAACCUUUGCUCUUUGUAGUAAACAAGGGGAAAAAAAUAGCAUGCAAAAAACUUU